Molecule: messenger RNA, 1160 nt
Organism: Moneuplotes crassus
Lineage: Eukaryota; Ciliophora; Spirotrichea; Euplotida; Euplotidae
Source: the annotation of a GenBank genome assembly
AAUUUUUAGAAUAUUGAUAAUGAGCAUAACUCAAAGAGAGAAUACAAGCUCUGUAACAAAGGAUCCAGUAGAAUUCAAGAAGCACUUACUGGAACAAAAAUAUGAUUAUCCUGUAAUGGUUAAUUUCUCCCAGACGACUCAAAACCCAUGGUCUGUUAUCUCCUCUUCAAUCCUCAACAAAUUCAGCCCAAGACACCUUAUCCUCAAAACCCCACAUCUCUCCCACCAAAUCCAAAAGUCUGCUCCUAAAUUUCCCCGCUUGCCUUCCAAGCGUAAGAAGAAAUCUCAAAAAUUCCAACUCUCAACAACUGCUGACCCCUUAUAUGUCAACAAGACUCCUAUCAAAAGGAAGACCAAGCCACUAAAUACCUCUAAUUCCAACAAUCAAGUAUACAUAUAAAGCCCAGUGAUAGAGAACCAAAGGAGGUGUCAGGGUUUAAGCCAAUAAGUUGCCGAAGAAAGCAGAGCCCGAGAAGGCUAAAGAGUUGCAAUAGAAGGAUUAAUAGAAGAUUUCCACAAAAGAUGAAGUUGCACAACAAUGGAAAAGAUAUCCCAAAAGUACUAAUAACAACCUGCACAAAACUUCAAAAUCAUUCACAAGAAAAGACAUUUCGACAGGACUCUAUAGUCACAGAAAGAAAGUACCUCAAACGUAAAAUGGAGCUAUUUAAUCCUCUGCUCAAAGAACAAUCAAAACAAUUGGAGGGUUCAUCAGACAAUGAAUUAGUAAAUAUCCAGUACCACUUGGCUAAAUCCAUGAGGAUGUUCGAACCAAAGACUAAGAAAUGCCAGCUCAAGAAUUUCUUCCUCAUCAAAUCCUCCAGAAAUAUUGAGAAUGAUGCCCAGAAGAGUCAUAGUCUCAUUUACAAUAGCUAUGCUACCAGAAGGGAUAAUAUAAAAUAAGCUUAGUCUUAAGCUUUCCCGUACAUCAUUCGCUCAGGAUACCAGUAAAAUUGUGUUCCCAAGAGGCUAUGAAAGGGAAAACCAGAAAUCAAGCAUUGUGAAGGCCCUCAAAACUCAAACUGAAAGUUUACAUGCUAAGCGAAGGAAGGCUUUAAAGAAGCUUAAUAGAACAAUUGAGAUUACCUCAGGCCAUACUCCGAUUAUUCUGAAGGCUUCUGACUUUGAAAAGAGUUAUUCAAAGCAAAGAUAGAAGUGAU